Messenger RNA from Plasmopara halstedii, 1365 nucleotides. Its product is annotated as guanine deaminase. Gene Ontology annotation, molecular function: guanine deaminase activity; zinc ion binding. Gene Ontology annotation, cellular component: cytosol. The record is from RefSeq and is a predicted model, not a curated record. The transcript has a single exon. Gene Ontology annotation, biological process: guanine catabolic process. The coding region runs from base 1 to 1365 and encodes 454 amino acids. Lineage: Eukaryota; Oomycota; Peronosporomycetes; Peronosporales; Peronosporaceae.
AUGAUUACCGGUCCACGCUUCGUUCGUGGCUGUGUGGUGCACGCACCAUCACUUAGUAAUAUCGAGCUUUGUGAGGAUGCCUUCCUGUCCAUUGAUCCUCUGACGGGGCGCAUUGCUGCUUUCCAUACUCAAAUUACUCCUUCUGACCUACAUGUGCUCUCAAAUGCUCGUUCUUCUGACGUUUUGCACCUUCGUAAGGGCCAAUUUAUCAUUCCAGGCUUCGUGGAUACGCACGUGCAUGCACCACAAUUUCAAUUUAUGGGAACUGCCACCGAUCUUCCAUUGAUGCAGUGGCUUGAAAAGUAUACAUUUCCGGUAGAACAGGCUUUUGAGGAUCCGAAAGUGGCUUUAAAAUGGUAUUCGGCACUUUUGGACACAAUGUUGAGCCAGGGUAUCACCACUGCUCAGUAUUUUGCCACAAUUCAUCUUCAAGCUACCAAAAUACUCGUAGACCUUGUGGAGAGUCGAGGUCAAAGAGGUUUGGUUGGGCUCGUCUCUAUGGAUCGGAACGCUCCAGACACGUACAUACUAUCAACUGACCAGUGUCUAGCAGAUGCAGAAGAUUUUAUCCAGUACGUCUUAAAUAAAGCCCUUGAUUUGGUAAAGCCAGUCAUCACUCCAAGAUUUGUGCCGACAUGCUCAUUGCAGUUAAUGGACGGGCUGGGCGCUUUGGCAAAGAAGUAUAAUGUGCAUGUGCAGUCGCACAUUGCUGAGUCGAGAGAUGAAGAAGCAUUUGUGGAGACGCUGCAUCCUGGAAAACGAGAUAUUGAGCUGUUUGAAAAAGCUGGGCUUUUGACGCCGAAAAGCUGCAUGGCUCAUGCAGUGCACCUAAAGGAGAAUGAGCUGGAAGUCUUGCAUCGCACCGGAACAGCAAUCUCGUGUUGCCCACUGUCCAACUUUUUUUUUGCCAAUGGAUUUUUGGAUGUUAGAAAAGUACUCGAAAAGAGCGUCAAUGUCGGACUUGGCACGGACAUUGCCGGUGGAUACUCACCGAGUAUGUUGCGUGCGAUUCAGACUUGCGUGCUGUCGAUUAAGGCCCUGGAAAUUCAAGACGGCACAUCUAGAGCCCCCACUUAUCCAUUUGAUUUCAAAGAUGCUUUCUAUCUAGCAACAAUGGGUGGUGCGAAGGCUCUUAACGUUGAUAAGGACACGGGUAGUUUUGCAGUGGGAAAAUGUUUCGAUGCCAUUUUUGUUGAUGUGAAUUGUGGUCACAACUUGGUGAAAUCCAAGCGUGAUACCUCAAUGGAUGUAUUUCAAAAAUUUAUUCAUAACGCAGACAACCGCAACUUUACUAAAGUGUAUGUUAAAGGUAAAGUAGUGUACGAGAAGAAUGAAUUCUCUAAUAAAUCAAGCGUAUCUAACUAA